Rattus norvegicus (Norway rat) is the source of this 9745-nucleotide messenger RNA. RefSeq names its product sortilin 1 (gene Sort1). NCBI's taxonomy places the organism in Eukaryota, Metazoa, Chordata, Mammalia, Rodentia, Muridae. Gene Ontology annotation, biological process: neuropeptide signaling pathway. The record is from RefSeq and is a predicted model, not a curated record. Gene Ontology annotation, cellular component: lysosomal membrane; membrane; nuclear membrane.
UUACAAAGAUUUAUUUAUAAAUUGUAAAAAAAAUUACAUUAAAUACUAAUCAAUUACAUAAUACACAAUGUAAUAUUAAGUUACAUUGAUAUAUUUAAAAUCCUGUAUCAUCUUAGUCAUUGUCUUAGGGUUUCAUUGCUGUGAACAGACACCAUGACCAAGGCAACUCUCAUAAGGACAUUUAAUUGGGGCUGACUUACAAAUUCAGAGGUUCAGUUCUUUAUCAUCAAGGCAAGAGCACGGCAGCAUUCAGAUAGGCAUGGUGCUGGAGGAGCUGAGUUCUAAAUCUUCAUCUGAAGGUUACUAGAGAAGGCUAACUUCAAGGCAACUAGGACGAGGUCUUAAAGCUCAUACUCACACCCACAAUGACACUUCCUAAUAGUGCCGCUCACUGGGCCAAGCAUAUUCAAAUCACCAGUCAUUUAAGAAUUUUAUUAGGAAGCUGUCAUAACUGUGAAAAUGUCAUCUGUGGUCUCCCAUGGUCUUAAAAAAAAAGUACCUCUAGUGGGGAAAAGAGGCAAAAACCUUUUAUUUGUAUGCAUGUGUGCAUACACAUGUACCUAAGUAUAUAUGAGGAGCCUGAGGAGGUCAGAAGAAUGCAUUGGAUUCCCUGGAACUGGAGUUACAGGUGGUGGUGAGCUGCCAUGUGGGUGCUGGGAUCUAAACCUGGGUCUUCUGUAAGCUCUUAACUGCUGAGCCAUUGCUCCAGGUCCAGUACUGUUUUUAAUGCUAUAAAUUAAUGCAGAUAUGGAAAAGAAUACCUCGAUUUGAAGAGGUGUGUCAUUCACGAAUAUACAGAGGAAAAAGCAAAGUAAAAACACAGUGUAAUGCUCCCAGCUUACAGUUCCUCCUCCUAUUGCUGUCAGUGUGUCUGUACUUUAUAACUGAGAUAACAUAAGUAUCAUUUUCUGCUCUAAUUACAAUGUGCAGAAUUCAGAGAUGUUUACUUUUCUUUAAAUGCUAAGGUUACUUGUGUUCAAGGAAUGAUCUACAUACAUAAUUGACUCAGUAUUUUUGUGACAAAUAAAUUCGGGGGAAAUACAGUUUUUAGUAACUUUACAUAUUUGUAAGAUUUACAUACUCCUGGAGGCAAAGUAAGAUAUCAUGUAUAGUAUUUCACAUUUCCAAUGCAGAAGUACAGCGUUUGCCCAGUAUGAGUAAGAUUCUGGAGUUAAUAACUGGUGUUGGAAAAAAAAAAAAAAACGUUGCUGGUAAAUCAUCAGUUUGAGGAAACUCCAGGAUACUGUUAAGAAUAUAUCUAAAACAACACAUUAAAAAGUGCAGUUGAGCCAGGAGUGUUAGCACAUACCUGUAGUUCCAGAACUUGGGAAGCUGGUGAAGGAGGAUCAAAAGAUUUUAAGCCCCUGGGUUACAGAAAGACUUCCUUCCCACUUACAAACCGACAAAAACCUGAAUUGUACUAAAUGGCUAAAAGAUGCAUCUGGUAGUUUCUCCAGCAGGUGGCACUGUUGAGUUAGCUUUCUUCUUUCCUCAUAGUAAGACAAUAGACCAUUCAUCUUUGUCACCCAAACAAAGAAAUAUUCCUUUGUAGCCCCCUUUUUACUCUCCGUAACUGGUCACAUGCUACUGUAACUGACUGCCUUGUGAUCUAAUCCAUACUUGGCACGAAUUAGAAAUAAGUUGUGCUUAAAAAAAUAAUGUGGCGUUUAUAUUUCUGGAAAGAAACACAUUCAUCGGUUUUCAUCUUGUUCAGUAGUUCAGAAACGGGAGGACUUUUCUGUUGAUUUGCCAUCCUGCUUGGCAUUCUAAAGCUUCACAUCUCACUUCUUACUGUGGUUUUGGGGAGAGGAAAAAGCCCUAAAUAUGUGAAUAGUUUUGUUUGUACCAUUCCAGGUACAUAUGGAAGGAGGACUUACCAUUUUGUUAUACAGUAAAACACUCGUUUUACUGUUAAAGUUAAAAGUAACUUCCAGUUGCUUUCACUCUGUUAAUAACAUUUUGCAAACUUUGAAUCUUUUUAUCUGGUUUCGUGCGUUCCCACUGAACAACUUGAAAUGUUGGGAAGAGGCGGAGUGAAGUUGAGGAUUUAGAACUGGUUUUACCAGCACUGCAUGUUCUAAAAGUUGUGCGAGCAGCUUCUGCAGUGUAGGAAACAGUGGCGGGUUUAUUUACUGGAGGUGGGGUACUAAUUUAGGAGGCAUCAUAUUCAGAGAAGGAAUUGGUGCGAUGCACUCACUCAGGGUUAAGGGUGCUUUUAGGUAACUAAAAUCACAGUGUGCCUGUACUGAAAUGAUCGAAAGCAGGCUUUAGGCAUACCUUUAAUAUACCUACUCUUGGUGGCAAAGCUACCUACAUUUCCAAGUCCAGGAAAGCCAAUAAGUAAUUUCGUCUCUGGACUGCCUCCCUGCAGAUGAGGAAGGUGACUGAGGCCAAACACGUUGGAAAGAUUUCAGCGGCUUCCAUGAGUCACGGGUGUAAAGAUGUUCAUUGGUCCCAUAGGAUUUUCGCAUUCCCCUCCUUGGCUCCUUCAGCAGACAAUGGGCGAGCCAGAGUUAAAAUCCUGCUGUACCAGUUUAAGUCGGAGCCCCCUUUCCAACUGAGAGUAGUUCAGGGAUUCCCUGGCUUUUCCAGGAGCAGUUUCCAACGAAGGAAAUUUUUAAGAGCGUUUGGGUGGGUUGUGGGGGGAGGAGAAGGCAACGUGACCCAAUCUUAACCGGAGGGUCUCAGGAGGCGCUGCGAACUCGCAGGCUGAACGGGGAGGGGAGAGGGGUAACCCCUAGGCCAACUCCGGGAGCCCAGCCCGCAGACGCCGAGCGACGGUGGGGAAUGACCUCAGCCGUCCCUGCCACGUUCCAGCCAAUCAGUCCCGCAUCUUGGCAUCCGAAUCCAGGACCCCCGAAGCCGGAGGCGACGCGAGCCAAUGAGGAGUGGGCCGGGGAAGAAGGACAGGCGGCCAGCCUAUGGGGGUGGAGAGGCCCGGCUGCGCGUAUCCAAGCAGCGCCAGGCCGAGCUCGGGGGUGUGGCGCAGCGCCGGCGGGGGUGGGCGGGCGCGCCGGGUGGCAGGUGUCAGCGGCGUCUGCAUUCGGCGGCGAUGGAGCGGCCCCGGGGAGCUGCGGACGGCCUUUUGCGCUGGCCCCUUGGCCUCCUCCUGCUCCUGCAGCUGCUGCCGCCAGCCGCCGUCGGCCAGGACCGGCUGGACGCGCCGCCGCCUCCCGCGCCUCCUCUGCUGCGCUGGGCCGGUCCGGUCGGGGUGAGCUGGGGGCUGCGCGCCGCCGCGCCCGGGGGCCCUGUCCCCCGCGCUGGCCGUUGGCGCCGCGGCGCGCCUGCAGAGGAUCAGGACUGCGGCCGCCUCCCGGACUUCAUCGCCAAGCUGACCAACAAUACGCACCAGCAUGUCUUUGAUGACCUCAGUGGCUCAGUGUCCUUGUCCUGGGUUGGAGACAGCACUGGGGUUAUUCUCGUCCUGACUACUUUCCAAGUGCCACUGGUAAUUGUGAGUUUUGGACAGUCCAAGUUAUAUCGCAGUGAGGAUUACGGAAAGAAUUUUAAGGACAUUACGAAUCUCAUCAAUAACACCUUCAUUCGGACGGAGUUCGGCAUGGCUAUUGGUCCCGAGAACUCUGGAAAGGUGAUAUUAACAGCAGAGGUGUCUGGGGGAAGCCGAGGAGGAAGAGUGUUCAGGUCAUCAGACUUUGCCAAGAACUUUGUACAGACAGACCUCCCCUUUCAUCCUCUGACUCAGAUGAUGUACAGCCCUCAGAAUUCUGAUUACCUGUUAGCUCUCAGCACUGAAAAUGGCCUGUGGGUGUCCAAGAAUUUUGGGGAAAAAUGGGAAGAAAUCCACAAAGCAGUAUGUUUGGCCAAAUGGGGACCAAACAACAUCAUCUUCUUUACCACCCAUGUGAAUGGCUCCUGCAAAGCUGAUCUUGGUGCCCUGGAAUUAUGGAGAACAUCCGACUUGGGGAAAACCUUCAAAACCAUUGGUGUGAAAAUCUACUCAUUUGGUCUUGGGGGCCGUUUCCUCUUCGCCUCUGUGAUGGCUGAUAAGGAUACAACAAGAAGGAUCCACGUGUCAACAGACCAAGGGGACACAUGGAGCAUGGCACAGCUUCCCUCUGUGGGACAGGAGCAAUUCUAUUCUAUUCUGGCAGCCAACGAUGACAUGGUGUUCAUGCAUGUAGAUGAACCUGGAGAUACUGGAUUUGGUACAAUCUUUACCUCUGAUGACCGAGGCAUUGUCUACUCUAAGUCUCUGGACAGACAUCUCUAUACCACCACAGGCGGGGAGACCGACUUUACCAACGUGACUUCCCUCCGUGGAGUCUAUAUAACAAGCACACUCUCAGAAGAUAAUUCCAUUCAGAGCAUGAUCACUUUUGACCAGGGAGGACGGUGGGAGCAUCUGCAGAAGCCGGAGAACAGCAAGUGCGAUGCUACCGCAAAGAACAAGAAUGAGUGCAGCCUUCAUAUCCAUGCUUCUUACAGCAUCUCCCAGAAGCUAAAUGUUCCAAUGGCCCCACUCUCCGAGCCCAAUGCCGUGGGCAUAGUCAUCGCUCACGGUAGUGUGGGAGACGCCAUCUCGGUGAUGGUCCCAGACGUGUACAUCUCAGAUGAUGGGGGUUACUCUUGGGCAAAGAUGCUAGAAGGACCGCAUUAUUAUACCAUCCUGGACUCUGGAGGCAUCAUCGUGGCCAUUGAACACAGCAACCGUCCUAUCAAUGUGAUUAAGUUCUCCACAGACGAAGGCCAGUGCUGGCAGAGCUAUGUGUUCAGUCAGGAGCCCGUCUACUUCACCGGGCUGGCUUCCGAGCCGGGAGCCAGGUCCAUGAACAUCAGCAUCUGGGGAUUCACGGAGUCUUUCCUUACCCGCCAGUGGGUCUCCUACACAAUUGAUUUCAAAGACAUCCUUGAGCGCAACUGUGAAGAGAAUGACUAUACCACAUGGCUGGCACACUCCACUGACCCCGGAGAUUACAAAGAUGGCUGCAUUUUGGGCUAUAAAGAGCAGUUCCUACGGCUACGGAAGUCAUCCGUCUGUCAGAAUGGUCGAGACUAUGUUGUGGCCAAGCAGCCAUCCAUCUGUCCCUGUUCCCUGGAGGACUUCCUCUGUGACUUUGGCUACUUCCGUCCAGAGAAUGCCUCAGAGUGUGUGGAGCAGCCGGAACUGAAGGGUCAUGAGUUAGAGUUCUGUCUGUAUGGCAAAGAGGAGCACCUGACCACAAAUGGGUACCGGAAAAUCCCAGGAGACAGAUGCCAAGGGGGAAUGAAUCCGGCCCGAGAAGUAAAAGACUUGAAGAAGAAAUGCACAAGCAACUUCUUAAACCCCAAGAAGCAGGACUCCCGCCCACAGGGACACAGCUUGUCCCAGAAUCCAGCUGCGCCUCCUCUUGGAUACACUGAAAACACACACUUCCUAUCUCCUACCCAGACGCAGAAUUCCAAGUCGAGUUCUGUCCCUAUCAUCCUGGCCAUCGUGGGACUGAUGCUUGUCACUGUCGUAGCAGGAGUCCUCAUUGUGAAGAAGUAUGUCUGUGGCGGAAGGUUCCUGGUGCACCGGUACUCGGUGCUUCAGCAGCACGCAGAGGCUGACGGGGUGGAGGCUUUGGAUACGGCCUCCCACGCUAAAAGCGGUUAUCACGAUGAUUCAGACGAGGACCUCCUGGAAUAGCUCUUCUGAGGAGCUGGGACUGAGUGUGCAUGGAGCCACAGUACCUCCUACAUUCCCUGAGGCUCUGACUUGGGGAAAUAAAUCCCCCACUGCGUCGGCCCCAGCUCUCUUUCUGCCGCUUCCACCCACGCCCAAAGGACCUACACUAAAGAAAGCAGGGUGGGGGUGGGGACCCCAACUGAUCUCAGUUGGCUCUGAAAAGAGGGGGGCAAUUUUAAAUUCUUUAACAUUUUUGUUUCAAUUUCUGUCUUUUGUAAAAGUGUGGGCUUUAGGCUUCUCUCGGUUUGUUUUGUAUGUUAAGGGACAUGACUUGGGAUUCAAAGGGAUUGCUUCGCUGCCCCCACUCUUGUGUGUCCUGUCUGGUGCCCGCCCCAGGGCAUCUGCCAACUCCACCAUCAACUCAACUCCCACAUCAUACCUGGUGCUGUCCCUGGGCUCUGCUGGUCAUGCGAAGCCACCUCAGAGAAGGAAACAGAGGGUGCAGUGACUGGCGCCGCCUGGCCAGCUUCCCUCCAUCCGUGGACAGCCCUGUUCAAAGAGUACCGUGCACCAGUGCACCAGCCCUGCUGCGGCUUCCUCACCCCCACCCCACCCCCAACCACGACUCUAAGGCACAGUGACUUUUCUUUUCCCGUUUAAUUAGGCAAUACCCUUGUUAAUUGCCCUUUGGCAACUAACUUAAUCAUGUGCUUCCAACACACUAAAUAGGGAAAACUUACAGGGCAAUAUUAUUCUUGUGGCAAGAAGGAGGGAGGGACAGAAUUGACUAGAUCUAACACCUAUUAAAGACAAAACUGGCUGCUUCCAAGCUCUUUCAAGCUGUGCUUUGUGGUGCCAGUGGCGCUGUCAAGGCUUGGCUCGAAGCCUGCCCAGGCUCCGCCAUCCCUUUCCUGGAGUUCGUUGUUCAGGGCACAAUGCGGCCACCAGACUGACAGCCAUAGCUGUCCAUUUUUACCAUCACCCACUGUAAAGGCUCAGUGUCGAGCUACCGCCAUGGCUGCUUAUUGCUUCCUCUGAGGUUGCUCCCGUUCAGAGAACUGGGACUAGGAGUGUUUUCAGGUUGAUGGACUUUUUCAGACUCAAAGUUACGUUACCAGACUAUCCUCCCACUUCCCCCAGUUUAGCUGAGUUGGUUGUUAUCCAGAACCCUUUGGCUAAACCCACUGAAGGCACGUUUCUAGAUGGUGCUGUGUGUGGUUGAUACAUUGCUUUCGUGUUUUAAAUUUAAGGAAAUUUUCUAUCUGAUAUUUUUCCAAAUUAAGUAAGUUGUAGAAUGAGAUUGGCGGAUGUGGGGGCGGCCAUCUGGUAGGGGAAAGGUACAGAGAUUCAUCUGAAUACAGCUUAGACAUUGGCUGGACAGGAAGAUGGGGUGUAGGUCUCUGGUGUCCCUCCCCCUGCUGUGCUGAUCAGUCCCUCCAACUACCACUAGGACAUUCUUUAGUAGGUCCAUCUUGCUGUCACUUCAUUCUGUGACUAGAAAGUCAGUGGAAAGUAAAUGUGCCAAACUAGCUUGUCAGAAUUCGUGAGCAGAUGGCCGAGUCCGCUCCUCCCCAGAGGGAACAAACAGUGUCAGGGAAAGAGGGGAGGAAGAGGAGGGAGAGCCAGAGAGAUGCUGACUUGCAGCUCCAUGAGUCAUGGAACGUGGUCUAGAAAAUGAAGUUAGGGUCGUUUCUGGGAAGAGAAGACCAGAGGAUGCUCUAGUCUUUAGCUUGUUCACUUUGUAAUGAUUCUAAAAUAAUUCCAAAGAUAUAGCAGCUCAUAAGUUAUCAAAGUCCAGCCUCACCCCCUGCCAAGGGGAGAGAUGUGUUUCCACUACAGUCUCUCCCAGCACAUCCCCAGGUUGGUGUGGGUAGGUAGGCCAGUGCAUGGUGAUCUUGCCUAGUGUCUGGAUGGACUUCACACUCGUCCCCAGCCAUCAAAGACUGGGGUGCUCUGCCGCUAAUGGUUUCUGGGAUUUCUAUAGGACAUGGCCGCUUUGGGAUCAUUUCUCUUUUGAGCACCGCACUAUUCUUGCCGUAGAUAGCACUCAGGAACAAAGGCUGAGUCAGCCACCCAGAGUCCUCGGAGCUCUGAAACACAAGUUAUGCAAGGUCCUGGCUCCUGGCAGCAGAGCUUCUCUAGGGCGACUGGCUGGGGCCGAGGGCGCUGAGGCGUUCCUUGCAGAGCCAUUAUUUUGACACCUUUUUGUUUUCUUUUGGAGAACAAGUUUAUCUCCCUGCUUCAUGACUGAGACGAAAAGUGAUGGUGAUUGGGGGCACCCUCUCUCCCUUGGAGAGUCACUGUUGGAUGAGUCCUCUGCCCUUUUGCUUCUCUCUGUAGCUCACUGACUUGGGUACUGCUCCUACAACAGCUUCCAGAAGCAUUCACAUGCACAAAUGUGCGACCCCAGCCAGCAGUUUAAGCUCCUUAAGCUGUUUUAAAAAAACAAAAAAACCUUCUGCUUUGGUUUGUCCUGUGCAGCCCUGGGGCGGCAUCGGCAUCACUGGUGAACUUACCACUAUUCUCGGCACUGUGGUGGCCGAUGGGCUGGUUCUGGAGACUUGGGCAGAAGGAUUUAGCAUUGUUAGGCAGCUCAGACAUAUUGGAAAGUCCAUUGUGGCCUGAGUUUUAAAUUCCAAUUUUUUUUUCUUGGCUUGGGACCUUAGGGGCUUGGAGUUUUCCUGAGACCGGUGCCGUGGCUGAAUGCGCUGUGCUGUGAAUUGAAUGGAACAACGCUUUGAGGCCCUUAGAGAGUGACUGCAGCUGCAGGGUGGGCUCAGGAGCCUUGGGCCCCACUGCCUCUGAACCUGCAUGCGUGCAGUCCCAUGCGCCUGGCUUUCCCCUGCACCAGGUGCAGGCUGCUGGUGUAGUCCCCUGCCUGCUCACAGCUGGUCCCCUAGCCUUUCCUCUCUGGCAUUGUAGUAUCAUGGGCCACCCUCGGCUCCUUUAUUCAUAGUCAGGCCUAUGAACCAUGCUGGACUAAGUAUGCUGAACUGUCCCUUCAUCAGGAUACUCGAGGGGAGAAAGGCCAUUCCAACAAGCGCCAGAGUGAGAGGGCUGGCAUGGCAUCGCUCACUUACUGCUCUGCAGGUAAAGCACAUGGGUAGAGAGCCUCCAGCGCUCGGAAGAGCCCUGCCACUGCACACUGGCAAAGGGCUCGCUCACGUAUCAGUACAGCCCUCCCAACUCCACACUCAGCAGGGAUGCACUGGACUGCUGAUGUCGGGCAGGGCACAUCUCAGUUUUCUAUCCCCUUCCCACCAGAGGGAAAAGGAGCAUGAACUUUAAUGUCUUUUGGAACAAAACCAAAGUUUAAGGUUUGCCAUAUGAUCAGUGACAGGGAAGCCCAGAGCCGGCCAGCAGGUGCCAGAUUUUCUGUCCCACUGGCCAGUCCUGCACCAGGUGCAGGCUGCUCUGGGCUUGUUGAAACCACAGAUGCAGGUGGGUUUCGUGGUUCCAUUCGUUAUAUCAUUAAGAAUUGGAGCAUUAACUUGAAACUGUCUUCAAAGACUUGCUGUGUGCACUGUCUCACACUACUACAUUCUCUGCAUCUGUUUAUAUAAGAUAACACAAGCCAAUCUGUACCUUUAUAUAUAUAUAUGUGUGUGUGUACAUAUAUACAUGUAUAAACUGUAUAGUGUACAUGUUAAUGACUUAUCAGUAUGCCCCGAAUUUUUAGUGCAGUUCUCAUCCUCCGCAUGCCCUCAGCUGUGGUCAGGUGACCUCCUGUCCCCUGGUGGCUCAGCCGAGUCCCUGUGUUUGAGCCUCCAGGGAGAAGGGUUGGGGCUGCAUUCUCCUUAUCCCCAUGCACAGAAACGCUCAGGGUCCCCACGUGCCUGUUGUCCUCCCCUCUGGUCUUCUGUUCCCUUUCUGAGCAUGUGGCCCUUCCCCCGGCUGUGAGGGGCGGCUGCCUUCCUGGGAGAGCAGGAUCAAGACCACCACUGCAUGUGUACUGAAAACUCCGGACUUCUGCCCUCUUGGGACAGAACAUUGCAUGUGAGGUGGGAUUAUCAAGUUUCAAAAACCUGUGUCAAUUAUACAGCAAAGCCAGACCACAUAACGACAUCCCACAAAAUGGAAAUAAAACGCAAAAUCUCUUUAGCAUUGUGUAAAUAAAUCUGGACGUGUUUAACUUUG